AAUCUCGGGCGCUCCAAAAAACCCUAGCCGCACGGGGAGAGGAAGACCUGUAGAUUGGAGAGGAUGACGACAAGGUUCAAGAAGAACAGGAAGAAGCGUGGUCACGUCUCCGCCGGUCACGGUCGUAUCGGGAAGCACCGGAAGCAUCCCGGAGGUCGUGGAAAUGCUGGAGGCAUGCACCAUCACCGUAUCCUCUUCGACAAGUACCAUCCCGGUUACUUCGGGAAGGUUGGGAUGAGGUACUUUCACAAGUUGAGGAACAAGUUCCAUUGCCCCAUCGUGAAUCUGGACAAGCUAUGGUCGCUCGUGCCUCAAGAGGUGAAGGACAAGGCCACCAAGGACAACGCUCCCUUGAUCGACGUUACUCAGUUUGGAUACUUCAAGGUGUUGGGGAAAGGUGUGUUGCCGGAGAACAAGCCUAUCGUCGUGAAGGCGAAGUUGGUGUCUAAAAACGCCGAGAAGAAGAUAAAGGAGGCUGGUGGCGCCGUCGUUCUCACCGCCUAGGUCAGGCAAUUUUCCUCCUUCCAUUUCCCUUUUAAGUUUCUGGUGGACUCGUUUUGGUGUUCCGUUUUAAUCGAGAUCUCGAUUGUAGAACCUUUAUCGGAUCUGAUACAUGUCAUUGUUCAGAUUUCAGAGUUGAUAUGAUUAGUUUCUAUCGUUGCAAUAUUCAGACUUUUUGCA
Messenger RNA from Tarenaya hassleriana, 681 nucleotides. RefSeq names its product 60S ribosomal protein L27a-3-like. The record is from RefSeq and is a predicted model, not a curated record. Lineage: Eukaryota; Viridiplantae; Streptophyta; Magnoliopsida; Brassicales; Cleomaceae. Gene Ontology annotation, biological process: translation. Gene Ontology annotation, molecular function: structural constituent of ribosome. The transcript has a single exon. Gene Ontology annotation, cellular component: ribosome; cytosolic large ribosomal subunit. Bases 64 to 504 code for a protein of 146 amino acids.